AUGACGUAUUUUGAUCCUUAUCAAAGUGUUCCACAACAGUAUAUGGCACAACCUUACUAUCCACAAUUUUACGCUCAGCAAGGGUCGGAAGAACAGUUAGUGAGUCCAGAAGGUAGCGUGCAACAACAAGGUGAUUCAAGAAUGCCGCCAUAUGAUCAAUAUCCUCAAUUCCAAGGAGAUCAGUUCAGUUUCAAUAGAAAUGAAAACACUCCUGGAUCUGGCAAUGAUUACUAUGACGAAGCUUCAUUCAUUAAUGGUAAUGAUGGACAGGGAAAUAUGGGCCAACAUUUCAACGGAAACCAGUUUCCUCCAAUGGCACCUGGUAAUGGACCUCCAGGAAACUUACAAAUGCCAAAUAUGGCACCACCAACUCCUCAAAAUCAACCUGAUGUGUUUGGCCAAAUGGGUCCAAAUUCGAAUGGUAACUCUUCAGUUGCUCCAUCAAGAACCGUUUAUUUGGGUAAUAUUCCAUCUGAUAUUCAACCAAAUGAAUUAUUGGAUUAUGUCAGAUCCGGUAUUCUUGAAUCAGUUAAGAUUUUGCCUUCGAAAAAUUGCGCUUUCAUUUCUUUCAUAGACCAUCAAUCUGCUUUGUUGUUCCAUUCUGAUUGCAUUUUGAAGAAAUUGAACAUUAAAGGGCAUGACGUUAGGAUCGGUUGGGGUAAAAAUAGCCCUAUAUUGCCUGCUGUUAUGGAAUCAAUUCAAAGGCAUGGUGCUACUAGGAAUGUUUACCUAGGCAAUUUAAAUAACUCUGUUAAUGGCGAAAUCAUUACUGAACAAGAGUUGAGAGAUGACUUAUCGUGCUACGGUGUCAUUGAUUGUAUCAAGAUCAUUCCAGAGAAAGGAAUUGCCUUCAUUCAUUUCUUGUCUAUUUUGAGUGCCAUAAGAUGUGUCGCCAAUUUACCAUUGAAAGAAAAGUACUUAGAUAAAAAGUGUUUCUACGGUAAAGACAGAUGUGCUUUCAUUACUAAAACCCAACAACAUAAUGCAGCUCAGUACUUAGGUUUAGCACCAGGUAUGGAGCAUAUUGUUACAGCUGCCGAUCGUGAAUUCAUAUCUUCAGCGUUGGUGCAACAAUCUGCUGCUGCUGCUCAAAUUGCUACUCAAGCAGGUGGAGCCAACAAUUUGGGUAAUCGUACAGUUUAUUUGGGUAACUUACACCAAGACUCUUCUGUCGAAGAAAUCUGUAACGUUGUUAGAGGAGGGUUAUUGCAAAGUAUUAGAUUUUUGAAAGAACGUCAUGUUUGUUUUAUUACUUUUAUUGAUCCAAUCGCUGCAGCCCAAUUCUUUGCCAUGUGCCAAUUGCAUGGAUUAACAAUUCAUAAUCGUAGAAUUAAGGUUGGAUGGGGUAAGCAUUCUGGUCCUUUGUCGAAUGCAUUAUCUUUGGCUGUUUCAAAUGGUGCAUCCAGAAAUAUUUACAUUGGUAAUAUAACUGAUUUCGAAUACUACAACCCAUCUAAAUUAAGAGAGGAUUUCACGAAAUUUGGAGAUAUUGAACAAAUUAACUAUUUAGAAGAAAAGAAUUGUGCAUUUAUAAAUUUUGUUAACAUAGCAAAUGCUAUUAAGGCAAUUGACGGUAUAAAAUCAUUUCACGACUAUAAAAAUUUAAAAAUCAAUUUUGGCAAAGAUAGAUGUGGUAACUUACCAAGACAAUUCCAAAACCAAAAUCAAAAUCAAGGACAAAACCACAAUCAUAACUCAGGAAUUGAUAAUGGUUCAAACCAGUCAUUUUCCGAUAAUGAAUUCAUGAAUGAUGAAAUUUAG
Debaryomyces fabryi is the source of this 1761-nucleotide messenger RNA. RefSeq lists its product as uncharacterized. Lineage: Eukaryota; Fungi; Ascomycota; Pichiomycetes; Serinales; Debaryomycetaceae. Bases 1 to 1761 code for a protein of 586 amino acids. The record is from RefSeq and is a predicted model, not a curated record. Gene Ontology annotation, cellular component: cytoplasmic stress granule. Gene Ontology annotation, biological process: mRNA splicing, via spliceosome. The transcript has a single exon. Gene Ontology annotation, molecular function: mRNA binding.